Messenger RNA from Kwoniella mangroviensis CBS 8507, 2007 nucleotides. RefSeq lists its product as uncharacterized. Gene Ontology annotation, molecular function: metal ion binding. NCBI's taxonomy places the organism in Eukaryota, Fungi, Basidiomycota, Tremellomycetes, Tremellales, Cryptococcaceae. The record is from RefSeq and is a predicted model, not a curated record. The transcript is spliced from 5 exons. The coding region runs from base 1 to 2007 and encodes 668 amino acids.
AUGCAACCACCCCCUCAUUUAUGCAUCCCACCUGCAAGUGGGAUAUACUAUCCUCCCGUUCCUCCCACUCUUACCUGUCCCAACACACUCACACCCUGUCCCACGUAUCUUGCAUACAGACCCAAGACCACACCCAACGGUCCUUAUAGACCACUAGCGAUCCCCUCCGAGGGGAGGGACGAGAAUCAAGCUAGAGCGGAAUCUCCUCGAGGAAUCAUAUCAUUACCGACCUCAAGAUCCAGGAGAUCUAAGCAUCGAGCUGGGUCGAAUCAUACUACUAUAAGGAUCGAACAGCCCUCAACGACCACAUCAACACUCGGCAAUCCUCCAGCUCUUCCUCCUAAACCUAUUCGUUAUACUCCUCGACCCGAAACAGACCAAUCUUCCUCCCGCACUCAGACACAGCAAGCUUCCGAGCCAGUCCCACGACCUUCCUCCUCCACUUCCAAGAUGUUUGGUGGACGUCGAGUCAAUCCACUUCCACCCCGCCCUCCUCCAAGACACCCUAGAAGCCCAGACGAAGAUUACGGCUAUGAACGGAGACCCAUCGACGCUUCUGCUCCAGGAUGGUACGUUAACGGAGGUAGAGCCGACUCGCCUAGACCCGAUACAGAGGAGUUCGAAUAUGUCUAUCGACCUCAUGCACAAAGACAGGAAAGGGAAUAUUUCAGACAAAGGGUUUUCGCUGAUAGUAGGAAACCUCAUUUUGGAAUUUUGGGUAGUAGGUCUAGAGUUGGGGAUGUGGAGGAUAGAAGAUCUUCUAGCCCCCCUACGCAAGAUGAUGAAGUACAGGUACCUCAAAGAAGGAGACAUAGACAGAUCAGAGAGAAUGAUGAGAGUGGACCGUCGAUGUCGACUGGACGAGUACAGGGUGCUACAUCUGCACCUGAUCCGCCAGUCCCAUCCACUCGGGCUCAAUCUGGAACAUCUCGACCUACGAGACAAUCAUCCACUUCAGAACCGGCCGCCGCUCCCACGACAAGACUUAGACCAGCGGUACCGAGAGCUAGUGUACCAACUCAAGGCAGGAGCACUCACCUAACAACCCCUCAGCAACGUCCCACUAGACCUGAUCCACCUCAAUCAACGAUGAGACCUAGCGUACCCGGAGCGACGCCACAUAGAGAGCAAAGACCUGCUACUUCAACCCAUCUCAGGUCCGCUCCUCCCCCUCCUAUAGCUCCGGUUGCAAGUCGAGAUACCCAAUUUGAAGAUGAUCUAGAAGAAGAGAUGACUUGUCCGAUCUGUAUGAGUAUAUUGGUCGGUCCUCAUCAAGUCACUCCGUGUGGACAUUCGCUCUGUGGUGGAUGUGGUGUGCAAUGGAUCCAAACGAGGGCUUCGACUGGAGAUCGUGUCAAUUGUCCAACGUGCCGAGAACCUGUUGAUCAAACAAACCCUUUGACUCCUGCUCGAACACUCGAAAACCUUAUCCGAAAAUGGAUCGAUAACAAGAUUUCUACUGAAGGUGAAUGGGACGGUCUAGCAGAAUUCAAGGAAAGAGAAGAGUGCUGGCGAAUCCACAAAGAGUAUUCACCAGAAGGUAUAAUCCCACCUUCACUUCUCCGACCUUCAGCUCCAGGUAUCGCCGUUGUAGAGAGGACACCCUCCGGGACGAGAAUGCCUCGAGCAGAGUUCCCUAUACCUCACGUAUCUGAUAUGUUGGCGCAUAUGGAUUCGGUUUUCAACAGCUUCCACCGACCAAACCUCUUGCCUGUUCUUGAGGAUUCAUCUGAACGAAGGGAAAGAAGAUUACCCGGGGAUCUGGCAUUCCGGAUCAAUCAUUGGCUUGAUGAACAUCCGGGUAUAAUGGAUCACAGAUUCCACUUCAGCCUCGAGCGUCCUGCUUCGUCCGGGUCUGCCUCAGGUAGACAGUCUGGUAGACCAUUACCCAGAUUAGACAGUGGGACACAGUCGCCGGAUUUUGAUCAUUAUUGGAGGGAUCUCUUCGAAGGAAUACACGGUGAUGGUGAGAGCGAUGAACGUAAUCCCCUGCGAAGAAGGCGAUAG